CGCUGAACAGCAGAGUCGUCUACAAUGUCGACUGUAACAGAGACCCUUCCGGCGGACAUGGCUCCCCUCGCCGGCCCGUUGCUCAUAGGAUACCUCCUCAACUGGGGCUUGUACGGUGUCCUGUCUGUGCAAGUUUAUUUGUACCACCUUGCGUUCCCGAACGAUAGUCGCAUAGUCAAGACGCUUGUCUACGGAGUUUACCUCAUCGAGACAACACAGACAAUCCUUGUGACUCACGACGCCUUCAAUGCGUAUGCGAAAGGCUAUGGGGACCUGACUGCACUCGGGUCGGCGCAGUUGGAGUGGCUGGCAGUUCCCAUCUUCAGUGGCAUUGUAAGUGCAACAGUGCAGAUGUACUAUGCCUAUCGCGUUACCAUUCUUUCGGGUUCAAGGUUGCUUGGCAUAGGCAUCUCUUUGAUUGCACUGCUUCAAGGUGCCUCUGCGAUUGCUCAGGGUGCUCAAGCAUUCAAGAUCGGAAAUUUUGCGGACCUAGCAACCAAAGCAUUUGCUAGCUGCACGAUAUGGCUCGCUGGUAGCGCAACUUGCGAUGUGAUCAUCGCAGCAUGCAUGACGUAUCUCCUUCUGAGGAAGGACACCAAGGUCCCAGAGACGCACGCGAUCGUGACGAAGCUCGUCCGGCUCAUCGUCGAGACCGGCAUGCUGACAGCCCUGGCGGCGACGAUCGACAUCAUCCUCUUCCUCGCAUUCCCGCACAACUCGUACCACGGCUGCGUCGCGACGACGCUCGCGAAGCUGUACUCGAACUCGCUCCUCGUGCUCUUCAACAGCCGCAUCCGCAUCGUCGGCGGACGGAACGGCACGUCGCACGGCGUCGUCGCCUCGUACAGCUCGGGGCCGGUGAAAGGCGCGCCCGGCGGCGCGACGGCGGGGACUGGCGCCGCGCCGAGCACGUUCCGUGCGGUGGACUUUGGAUCGUGUGGGACGACGACGACGACGACGUCGCUUGGCGGUAUGCACGUCCAUGAGGAACGCUAUAUCGACACGGACCCUGAGUCGAUACCGAUGGAGGACCAGUCGUUCUCCGCGAAGAAGUCUGCCGGCCUCACGCUCGACGUCUAAAUGGGGCUUGCGCUUCGCGCCUCGUCCCGCCAUGCCGCCACCACCACCUACCUCUCCCCAUGCUUGGGACAUCUUUAGCCAGGGCGCUUGUUUAUGAUGACUCUGCCAUUGUAAUGAUGCUGUAAGCUAGUGCAUGUAAG
This is a messenger RNA of Phanerochaete carnosa HHB-10118-sp, 1220 nucleotides long. RefSeq lists its product as uncharacterized. Lineage: Eukaryota; Fungi; Basidiomycota; Agaricomycetes; Polyporales; Phanerochaetaceae. The transcript is spliced from 10 exons. The record is from RefSeq and is a predicted model, not a curated record. The coding region runs from base 58 to 1080 and encodes 340 amino acids.